CCAAGUGGUGCGGUUCCUGCACGUGAUCCUCCUGCCAGUGCGUUUGCCUGUGCGUCGUCGACUCCAGAGGCGAGCCCAUGUGGACUUGUGUCGAGAGCUCGUCUAUGUGUCCGUGACUGGACUUCGAUUCUCAAGAGGACGCGUGAAAAUGUUCAUUGUGAAACUAUUGGGGCUGCUGCUAUCGGCGGCUGCGAUCGGAACAGAUGCCUCACCGCUCGCCCGCAUCCAUGUGAAAUUCGUUCAGCCGCCGCACAUCCAGGAGCACGGAAUAACGACCGAUGGAGAACGAAUAAUUGCUCAACAGUCGUAUAUUUCGGUCGGAAGAAGAAAUCCACCAAUAAAUUAUAUAUCAGCAACUCCAUUCAGUAACAUACAAUAUUAUCCACAAUUGGUAUCCAAUCCUUACUACCUUCCACGGAGAACAGUUUACAUACCCAUUGGGCAAAACGGUAUCAAUUACGGAAUCCAAGAUUAUGCCCAUCAGACGCCUGAUUAUUCAAACGGACUUGAUUAUCCGGACCCGUUGCUACUAAGGGGCGAAGCAGCCACAUUGGCAGUGAAGUACAUCUACGGCCGCGGCGAGCUCUUUUUCCACGAAAUUCCCCAUGUGCGCGCGAUCCUGAGGAACCAGGAGGAGAGACGACGUAAUGGCCUCAAUGGCAAUGUGCUCAGCAGCCUCAGACCAGAGUCGCCCUGGUAUCGAAAAAAUCUUUAGCCAUUCCUACGGUGUCCGUGACUGACAUAUUUCGAUGAUUA
Ceratosolen solmsi marchali is the source of this 756-nucleotide messenger RNA. RefSeq lists its product as uncharacterized. Bases 149 to 715 code for a protein of 188 amino acids. The record is from RefSeq and is a predicted model, not a curated record. The transcript has 5 exons. Lineage: Eukaryota; Metazoa; Arthropoda; Insecta; Hymenoptera; Agaonidae.